Molecule: messenger RNA, 1624 nt
Organism: Apis laboriosa (Himalayan honeybee)
Lineage: Eukaryota; Metazoa; Arthropoda; Insecta; Hymenoptera; Apidae
Gene: Cox10
Product: protoheme IX farnesyltransferase, mitochondrial
Exons: 6
Coding region: 221-1477 (418 amino acids)
Biological process (GO): heme biosynthetic process
Cellular component (GO): mitochondrion; mitochondrial membrane
Molecular function (GO): protoheme IX farnesyltransferase activity
Source: RefSeq, a predicted model, not a curated record
CAAAUUUUUCUUACGUAACACGAAACAAAAACUAUAAAAACGAAAAUAUUUCAUGAUGUAAGUCAAAUAUUUCAUUGUUAAGAAACGAUAAAGUAUUUGAAUUGUCUUGUGAUUUUAUUAUUGAUGGCAUAAAAUUGUAAUCAAGAACCGGUUGGUUCUUAUAUUACUUUCAGAAUGAGAAAAAGAAAAUAUUAACCAUUAUACACGGCAUAUUUUUAUCAUGUUAUUUAUUUUUUAUUCAAUCAGGAUUUCCCGUAAUAUAUGUCUGUCAUCGUUGAAACUAUCAAUUUCUACAUAUUCUACUAAGGCCACAUCAAGGAUAAAGAACUUAAAUUGUAUUCAGAAACAACAACAUUCAUUAAAUAUUAAAAAUCUUCAAAAUCAUAAUAUUCCACCAAGCUUCAUUACAUCUAUUAAUGAUCAAAAAGAUACUCAAUAUGUAGAUAUAACAAAUAAUGUAAAACAGAAAGAUUUAUGUAUAAAUGAUAAACAAGAAUGGCAACAUAUAAAACUAGAUUCUGGAAAACUUCAAAAAUAUUGUUUUAUGUUAUCUAAAAUAAGGUUAACAUCUUUGGUAGUUAUAACCACUAUGGCUGGAUAUACAUUGGCUCCAGGAGCUUUUGAUGCUUGUACAUUUAUUGCAUGUUCUGUGGGUACAGGAUUACUUUCUGCAUCAGCAAAUGCUAUUAAUCAAUUUUUUGAAGUUCCCUUUGAUGCACAAAUGUCAAGAACAAAAAAUAGAGUAUUGGUUAGAGGUCAUUUAACUCCAGGACAAGCAGUAAUUUUUGCAACAGUAUCUGGUUUUAGUGGAUUAUUAUUAUUAUAUAGUCAAGUUAAUGAAUUAACAGCAAUCUUAGGAACAACUAAUUUAAUUCUAUAUACACUUAUUUAUACUCCUAUGAAACGUAUUAGUAUUUUGAACACUUGGAUAGGCUCUAUAGUUGGAGCUAUACCACCAUUAAUGGGCUGGGCAUCUUGUGUCAAUGAUAUAGUAUCUCCAGGUGCUUGGAUAAUGUCUGGCAUAUUAUAUGCAUGGCAAUUUCCUCAUUUUAAUGCUUUAUCAUGGAAUUUGAGAUCAGAUUAUUCUCGUGCUGGUUAUAGAAUGAUGGCAGUCACAAAUCCAAAGCUUUGUCGUAAAACAGCAUUACGUUAUACCUCAGCAUUAACAGGUCUUUGUUAUUUAGCACCUGUUUUCAAUGUAACAAAUUGGUGGUUUGCCUUGACAUCAACACCUCUUAAUGUAUAUUUUCUAUAUCUUGCGUGGAAGUUUCAUAAACAAUCAGAUAGUAGAAGUUCACGUAAGCUUUUUCAUUUUUCAUUGAUCCAUCUACCUGUUCUUAUAAUUCUUAUACUUGUAAAUAAAAAAUACUGGCAUAAUGAGAAGAAACAAAAAGAUAUAAUACUUCCUGAAGAAAAAAAUAGUGAUAUUUAUGCAAUUUUAACAAAAAUAAUUACAUCAACAUCUUCAAGCACUUAAUGAAUCGUUUUGAAAUUUUAUCCAUGAUAUUAUGAUAUUGACUCAUGAAGUAUUAUAAUAUUAAGUCAUAUAAUGUAAGAUGACUUUGUAAAAUUUGACAAAGCGAAUUGUAGUAUAAUUUGUGAAUAGUAACACAUUAUAAUACAA